Bicyclus anynana (squinting bush brown) is the source of this 4410-nucleotide messenger RNA. RefSeq names its product beta-parvin (gene parvin). Lineage: Eukaryota; Metazoa; Arthropoda; Insecta; Lepidoptera; Nymphalidae. Gene Ontology annotation, biological process: substrate adhesion-dependent cell spreading; cell projection assembly; actin cytoskeleton organization. The record is from RefSeq and is a predicted model, not a curated record. Gene Ontology annotation, cellular component: actin cytoskeleton; focal adhesion; cytoplasm. Bases 170 to 1276 code for a protein of 368 amino acids. The transcript has 8 exons. Gene Ontology annotation, molecular function: actin binding.
UAGGGAUAAAUAUUUUUGAGAGUUGGUAACACUGGUCUGUGGAGUGUGGACCCAAUAAUAUUUGAUGUUUGUGCCUAGGCCUAGGAACUUUUUUUUUUGAUGUGAUUUAUAUUUUAAUGUAGUUGUUACCUAUAAUUGUUUGGUUAAUUAUCUGAAAGAACCUACUAAAAUGUCUUCACCACGCCCAAAGUCACCUCGUACUCCAGUAUUGCCUAAAAAAGAUGACAAGGAAGAAUCAUUCUGGGAUAAAAUUGGCACAAUCGGACGUAAAAAGCGUAUAAAGGAAGUUCAAGAAGUACAAGCGGAAGGUAAAUACGCUAUUGACUCGCCAGGGAGCCCUACAGCACCAGAGAUACCACCUGAAGACUACAGUCUACUUGAUAAUGAAGAAAGAGCAAUAAUAGAACCAAGAUCACUAGAGGAUCCGAGAGUGAAAGAGCUGAUUCAAGUGCUGAUAGAUUGGGUAAAUGAUGAGCUUGCAGCUCAGAGAAUUAUUGUAAAGGAUAUCAGUGAGGAUCUGUAUGAUGGACAAGUCCUUCAAAAGCUUCUGGAAAAGCUUACAGAGACUAAACUGGAUGUUCCCGAGGUGACACAGUCAGAAGAGGGUCAGCGUCAAAAACUAGCUGUUGUUCUCAGAGCUGUCAAUAGGGUGUUGUACGGAACGUCAAAGCCAGUUCAAAAAUGGAGUGUAGAUACUGUACAUUCCAAAACAGUUGUUUCCAUACUUCAUCUUCUGGUGUCACUUGCUCGCCACUUCAGAGCACCCAUUCGUCUUCCAGAGAAUGUCAGCGUCAAAGUUGUGGUAGUGAAAAAAGAUGCAACCAAUUUGCUGUCCCAUCGCACUUACAUUGAAGACCUUACUACAACAUACGAUGACCUUGGUAUGAAAUGUGAAAGGGAUGCAUUUGAUGCACUAUUUGACCAUGCACCAGACAAAUUACAAGUUGUCAAGAAGUCUUUGAUCACUUUUGUGAACAAACACCUUACUAAAGUGAACUUGGAGGUGAUGGAUCUCGACACACAGUUCCAUGAUGGAGUAUAUCUUUGUCUCCUGAUGGGACUCCUUGAGGGAUUCUUCGUGCCCCUGUACGACUUCCACUUGACGCCCCAGGACUUUGAUCAGAAAGUGCACAAUGUCUCUUUUGCAUUCGAGCUGAUGCAAGAUGUUGGACUAGCUAAGCCCAAAGCAAGGCCUGAAGAUAUUGUCAACCUUGAUUUGAAGUCAACACUGAGAGUCCUGUAUAAUUUGUUUACAAAGUACAAAAAUAUGGCCUAGUCGUCCAAAUAAUAUAUAAUACGUCAUUGCUUUUAAUGCAUUUUACAUCACAACUGCACGUUAUUUAUUUAUUUUUGACGCACUUAGAUAUUAUUACUUUUUUUUAUUUUAUAUCACGUUACAUUAUACUUAUGAGCAAAAAAAUUAGGAGUUUGGGUAAAACAAAAAUCAGUUUUUAAAUAUUUCGAAGAAAUAUUUUUUUUUAAUUUCCCGAGUUAUUUAAUUAUAAAAAACAUAUUUACUGUCGGAACAUUUACUAGAGCAGUGACAUUCAGAAGAAAUGUGUGAAAAAAGUUUAAUUGAAAUAAUUUGAGCAACUUAACGUCACGUUAAAAUUAAGUUAACUCUUUUGUAAACGAUAUUUUUAAUGUAUUAAAGCAUUGUGCCAAUUAACAAAUAUCUACAAGUUUGACGUCAUCACAAAUAUGAAGUCAUUUUUUUUGCAAUUUUUGAAUAUAUAUUGUUUUAUUGAGCAAACUUUGUUUAACAUAUUAUUUUUAUUUAUUUAAUUUUUUAUACAUAUACGUAUUGUGUUACGCAGUGGCGUGCACCUCAUAGAUGGAAAAAAACACUGUCUACCCUAAGGACUCAAUACAGACCUAAUAUAAAUACCUUAUGCACGCCACUGGUGUUACAUACAAACAUACUUUAACUGUGCCCCUCGUGCUGUGACCUCGUUUUAAUGCUUAAAAGAGUGAGAUUCGGCGAAGUGCACUUAACUCGAUAAAGAAAAACUUAUGAUGUAUGGCGGGUGAAUAUUUAACAAAUAGGCAAAGUUAAAACUAAGAAUUAGUGUACCCAUUAACUCAAUCUCUAGCUAAUCUCUAGAUAACUCAACAGGAGAGAACGGAUGUUGCAGGAGAGAUGUCGCAUACCGGCGAGGUACACAGUUAGAUCCCUACAAGUUGUAUGUAAUAUUACAAGUUGACUGUAAUAAGGGACCUUAACAAAUUGUGUAAUACUGGAGACCCCUAAAGGAGAUGGUUCAAAAUUGUAUGGAGCCCAGGAUCAGUCAUUGUACCCUGGCGGAAAUAAAAGAAAAUAAUAAUUUUAACCAUUUUCGAUUAUAUAAAUCUACGAAUUUACUUUAGUUCUUUUGAAAUAAUAUUUAUUCUCUCCCAAGAAAUGCAACACUAAUAUGGGUAACGACGGCAGAUUGAUGACGUUUUCAACGCAAUAGUCGUUUUGACGUUUGCUAUCAAAUGUCAUAGUUGCUGUAUGGGCGCCAUCUUGAUAUUACUCAAAAACUUGGGUUUUAAUUAUAUUUAUUUCUUUUUAUUUAGUUACAUUUAUUCACUUAUUUAGAUUUUAACAAAUACCCUGUAUUUUUUAAAUUUUAAUGAUACGGGGUACAAGAGUGGAUCUGAAAUGGACCAUCUCCUUUGUCUGUAAUACGGGAGACCCCUACAAUUUCGGUAAUUCGGGAGAUCCUUACAAGUUGUCUGUAAUACGAGAAGCCCCUACAGUCUGUACUUUGUAUUAAGGCAAACCUCUUACACGUUGUCUAUAAUGUGGGAGACCCCUGCAAGUUGUUUGUAAUACGGGAGAACCUUACAAGUUGUCUGUAAAGGGCCCUACAAGUUGUCUGUAAUACGGGAGAUCCUACAAAUUGUCUGUAACAUGGGAGACGUGUACGGGUUGUCUGUAACACGGGAGACUCGUACGGGUUGUCUGUAACACGGGAGACUUGUACGGGUGGUCUGUAACACGAGAGACUCGUACGGGUUGUCUGUAACACGGGAGACUCGUACGGGUUGUCUGUAACACGGGAGACUCGUACGGGUUGUCUGUACGAAGAACCCUUAAAUGUUCUUUGUAAUAUGGUAGACCCAUACGGUUAUUUGUAAUUCGUCUGUUGUCUUACGUAUGUGUCAGCUCCGAUAGUCUGUAGGUACGGAUCUCCCGUAUAACUGCGAACUCAGCAUAAAAUCAAAAGCUGAAUUUAUCACUAAUUGUGAACUGUUCCAGGCUUUACACAUAAUCCAGGUUUUAAAUGAAAUUAAAAACGACGACGUAUUUUUCAUGUUUGCGAUCUUACAAUUAUUCAUAAGAGACUAAUUUUAUAUAAUGUUUGCUAAUUAUUUUAAGGUGCCAUUUUAUCUUUUGAUACUAAUGUUAACACUAGCAUAUUUCUUACAUAUGUAAGCGGUCUGUUAAUUGAAAUAGGCGCAGAAAUUUUUUUUUGAGUGCCUAAUGAUGUGCGCGAUUUUAAUGGCGUCAAUGUGUUGCUAUGGUAACCAUAAUAAUCGCGUACCAAAUUUUCAGUUAUCAUAUAUCUUAAAGGAAAGUGUUUUAUCAAUUAAUUUCAAUAUAAUAUCUGAGAAUUACUUUAAGUAAUAUGAUAUCAUUGUCAAAAUUCAUUUAAAAUACAGUUAUUUUAGUAAAAAUUCGAAUAUAUUACUGUGACAAAGACGAAUAUUUACCAUAGUAAAUUUAAAACACGCUUUGCCGAAUCAUUAAGGAAUUAUUAUAAAAGGCUAAGAAGAAUAAUAGAAAAGUUUUUGUAGAAACAUCAAUUAAUAAUUAUUUUUGGUUUAUAAAUUAUACCUGACCUGUACUUACUGAUGAACGACUUUUUCGAUCGACUUACUUGCCGCGAUCUGUACUAAUAUUAAAAAAAAUUAAAAAUAUUGAUAGUGUAAGCCUAUAUACAAUCUACUCAAACGCCUGCUGCAUCAGCUACCCUAUAUCGAACUGCGAUGUGGUGGAGUCCUCUUGCCAGCUGGAGGGCCGUGGGUUAGUUGUAGAUCCAGCAAAACAAGUUUUGUAGCCUAUUAUUCGGAUUACUUUUUGCGGUGAUUUUGUAAAGACGUAACCGAUCUAUAGUAUAAAAUUAUCAUUGGUUGUAGGUGUAUUUGUUGAUAUUUACAACUGUGAGAGUCUCAUCUGAUUCAUAGGUUUACCUGUUUACCUCGAGGGCCAUUACCUUGUAAUAAUGUGUUGUAAUAUUUUAAUUUGUAUCACAAUCUUUCUCAGUCUGUCACAAUUCGUUGUGAUACCUUCAUAAGAGCUUAAUUUUGGAUUUAUAUUUUAAUUUAGUCAUAUAUACUAAUGAAUUUUAUUAAUUUAUUAACAACGCAUAAUGUGCCUUUACUAAUCAAUGUAUUAAUUAUAAAUAUAAAUUAACAUUUUAA